AUGGAAGCCUGUCGUUCAUUACACGAUGUAUUGCAGCGAAUUUUUGUAAAGGAGGAUCGCAGGAAACUUGAAGCUAUUCAUCAAACAUUCCUUUCAAGAACUGACGAACUUGACGAUAUCCUCGGCAACGGAACUUCUUGA
Molecule: messenger RNA, 141 nt
Organism: Sordaria macrospora k-hell
Lineage: Eukaryota; Fungi; Ascomycota; Sordariomycetes; Sordariales; Sordariaceae
Source: RefSeq, a predicted model, not a curated record